Molecule: messenger RNA, 3517 nt
Organism: Helicoverpa zea (corn earworm)
Lineage: Eukaryota; Metazoa; Arthropoda; Insecta; Lepidoptera; Noctuidae
Exons: 7
Coding region: 150-677 (175 amino acids)
Source: RefSeq, a predicted model, not a curated record
CAUCGGCGUCCCCGAGCGCACGCCGCGUCGCGAUCCCCGAACGAACAUUUAAUACGAAAGUAAACAAAUAAAAUGUGAAUAUAUAAACUUUCUUAUAACAUGAUAGUAAGUGAUCUGACAACUGUUGAAGAUACAUCCCACACUCAAAGAUGAAAGCGUGGAGUGCUCACGAGCAGGACACGUCGUUGUCUUGCUGUCGCACGCUGCACGUCAAACACGCUGCCUAUGCUAGUGCCCUCUAUACCCUGAAUAUAUCAAUAUUAGUGGUGCUGUUGUACAGUUGGAGAAUCGGCGUCAAUGCCAAGAGAUAUAAAGAGCUGGAUGACGUAUAUUAUGGUGUACAGAUAGCAUAUUUUGCAAUUAUAGGAACACAGAUGUUCAUGAUAGUCCUCAGCAUAUUCCUUUUCUAUGGAAUUUAUAAAGAAAACGUGGCAUUUCUAGUGCCGUGGGUGGUCGGCUGCAUGACUUUCAUGGCGUUAGAAGCCAUGGCCAUGGUUUAUUCCAAUAUUCUUAGAGAUCAUGUUAACAAGCAAUUCGACUCAAUGUGCAAAGCCGAAAUAUCAUUCUUAAUACCACGGAUACUUCUAAAUUGUCUAUGCAUAUGGUGCAUCCUCCGACUGUACCACCUCCUCCGCGCCGGAGUCACAUGGAAGGGCGCAGCACCUAUCGAGCUGUGACUACUACCCCCCCUCCAAGCUUCGGAGCCACAGCCGCGGAACUCGCAGCCUUGCGAGUCAACUCUCCUUCUGGGAGGGGCAGAAAGUGACACCGACGCUAGCCUUCACGAACUCUGACGAUACUCGUCUUUAAAUAUAUCAAGUUUUGUUUACUGUGAAAGCUUUUUGAUACGUCACCGAUGUUAAUGGACAAUAAGUAUUCUUUUGUUUUUUAUGACACAAAACUGAGACUGGAACUGAAAAUGCACCUUCGUGUAUGUGAAAUGAUUCCUUGACGGAGAAGUUAGGACAUGAUCAUACAUACCUCUCUGUAACAAAGGAGCAAUCUUUGUCAAAGGAAGCUUAUUUGUACAUCGAUUCAUGUUUAGUUCGUAACAAGGUACAUAUUUCUUGAAAGAAAAAUGUAAGAAUGGUCCCCAAGAAAUUCAACUUCAGAAUGCGAUGUGCAUUUGUUUCCAUCAUACAACUUCCAAUUAUUUGUGAAUGUAUUUGAAAAUGUAAAAAUACUGUCUCCGUUCCGCGAAGUAACACUAUGUCUCCUAUCCCCAAGCUAACCGAUUUUCCGAAACAGCGUAAAAGGAUAAUAAAUAUUUCAGCGUGACGGCGACGCUCCGGCCUCCUUGCGCCAGAAAAUUCUGUAAGACAUGAAUUUAUAGUGGCGUAUUUAACAACUUACUUGGUUUAUGAAUAUCUGAGAUGCUAUUUUGAACCUUGUUUAUGUCAAAGCAUUGGUACUGUGACUAGAAUAAUAACGAACCUUGCAUAAAAUAUGAACACUUCUAUAGGUACAUAAGGUCUUAAAGUAUUGAUACGAUCUUGGAAGGUAGCUUUGACCUAAUUGCUUGCUACACAUAUAAGAUUUCUAGUGUUCGGUAUAAAGCCUAAAUCACCAAUCUAACAUCCAAGACCGGGUUUGCAGAUAGCAAUGACCGAAGGAUUCGUCUCGAAAAUUCGACGGACUGUUUUUGUGCUAGUUUCGGGCCCUUUCAUACGCAGUAAGACGUAAAACCAAGGAGAACGUUUGAUAUAGUAGAAUGAUUUGAAUUCGUGAAUUACUGGCAUGUAAAUUGUAGAACCAAUGUUAGUUUAUGACGCAAUUUAGUACCUUUAAUUAUAUUUUGGCAAAUGGCGUCACUAUUUCAUCGAGGUUGACAGUACCACAUUAAAAUUUGCAGUAGGUAAAUUACUGAACUAUAUGUAUGAAUGCAUUAACUAAAUUACAAACAGAUGUUAUUUUAAAGCUUAUUUUAAUGCUAAAAUUAUGUUUAUUUUCAUCUGCUUAUGUUGAAAAUAAAGUAAAAUAUACACAAUGCAAAAAAUGUCAGUGCAGUUAAUAUUUAAAAAGCGUAAUUAUGCAAAUUAAGGUUUAAUAAAAGCGAUGUGGGCUUUGCAUGGAGCAUGCAUUGCGUGUUUUAAGUCAAAAUGACGUUACAAAGGAAUUUCUUUUGCGGACUUUUAAUUAUUGUUGUUGCAAUUUCAAAGUAGAAAGACAGGUUUAAUUAGUACGAUGAAAAAAGUAAUUUUGUAAUUCGUAUUUUUUGUUGUAUAUUUUAGCAAAAGUCUCUCAAAACAAAUACUGUGUUAUAUAACAUUUUUCUAUCUUUAGUUUAUAUUGAAGGAAAAGGAUAAAAAAUACUUCAGAGGGUUUUCGAAUGACGUGUCAUUUAGCGGUUCAAUCUUCCAUGUUAUCGAGAGUACAAUAAUAUUGUUCACAGCGUAUCAUGUUAAGAUAUCAAUUUGUUGUUAGGUAUAUAUUUGUAUGGAGGGCUAGUUUCAUCACUUUUUCAUAAAAUAAUCUAAAGUAUACUUACUGAAAUAACUGGGAAACUUGUCGACAAUUUUGUGUAGGUUUUUGAGGUAUGCUAUAGUUAUCGGCAUGAAUCUUGAGCUCACCUGCGCAGAAGUAAUUUAUUGGGUCCCUUUUGUGGUAUGAAGUGAGGCGCGGGGGCGGGCUAAAGCGGUGAAUGGCCCGCAGCGCAUCGCGUCAUAGUCGUCACUCGGGAUUGGUUCUUUGCUAAUAGGUAAAUCACUUCUGCGCAGAUGUAGGUCAGAGCUCAAGAUUCGUGCCGAUAACUUUAGUAAACUUGUCUAAUAAUACCCCAAAACAGAAAACUCGCUGAUGAAUGUGAGUUUAAGUUUAGUCUACUUAAAAAUGUCUACCAGCUCUCGGACUAAAAUGUGAAUUCUGGCUGAAUAUAGCUUAUCUGGAGGUGAUGAAACAAGUCAUUAGACUUAUAUUUUUUUAUAACUAGGGUGUUGUUUUGUAUGCUGUAAGUUCUUUAAAGUUACGUUGUUGAUUAAAUGUGGAUUAAUUUAUUGAUACAGGCCGACAAUUUUUUUCAGGACAUGAUUUAUUUCUGUACUAUGAAAAGUGUCAUAAAAAAUGCUUUGAUUAUGAAAUAGAAUAUUUCAUCUGUUGGAACAUUUGCUUCACAACGUGACUUUAAAGAACUUUUGAACUGUAAAUAAAGCUUGUUCAUAACAAUAACGAUAUAAACAAAGUUGUCAAAGAGCAACUUUUUAAUACCGUCGCGGUUUUACAAAUAUUUUGAAAACAAAGCAAAACUAAAGCCUCUGUUCGAUCAAAACUUUGAUCUCCAAUAAAUUUGUAAAUAAUAUAAACGUAGAUCUAAAGAAAUAUUUUGUAUAUAAAUGUAUAUUUAUAUAGACGCUGAAACAAAGCUUGUUUUAAUGCUUGUAAAUAAUAGAAAAUGACUUUUUAUUGGGUGAUGUAAACGCCCGUAAUUGUAAAUGCUAUAAAAUAGACAAAAUGAAAAAAAUAUACGUUACAAUGAAAUUCCGAUAUUAUAAACGUCUAAUAAAUUGAAUGUUGAAACUGU